UGGAGAAGAGCUCUUCCAGCCGAGCCAACGCCUUGCACCUCCCCGAAGACCUUCGCCAUGAGGCAGUCGCUAACGUCGCUCGUGUUCGCCGCAGCGCUCCUGUUCCAGUGCUACGCCCUGUCGGUGGCGUUACCCACGGGCAAGUCCGACGGCGACUCCCUGGAGCAGGAAGCCUUCGCCUCGCUGCUCGGCGACGAGGCGACAGAGAACAGCUUCGGAGACGUGGACCUGGCCGCCGCGGCCAACGCCGCCAACGCCAGGGGGCCGAGGAUGAUCGUCGUCGCCGCCGACCCCAGCCUGUGGAGGGAGCUGCGGAUGCUCCGCGGCGGGCCGUCCUUCCACAAGCGGAGAGCUGACGACAGCAGCCCGGCGGCGGAGCACAGAGACGUGGAGCAGGGCUUCCCCAUCCUGAGGAGGGACACCAUGAGGUGCAUGGUGGGACGAGUCUACCGGCCGUGCUGGGAGGUCUAG
Molecule: messenger RNA, 471 nt
Organism: Salarias fasciatus (jewelled blenny)
Lineage: Eukaryota; Metazoa; Chordata; Actinopteri; Blenniiformes; Blenniidae
Gene: pmchl
Product: pro-melanin-concentrating hormone, like
Exons: 1
Coding region: 58-471 (137 amino acids)
Biological process (GO): chemical synaptic transmission; behavior
Molecular function (GO): melanin-concentrating hormone activity; type 1 melanin-concentrating hormone receptor binding
Source: RefSeq, a predicted model, not a curated record